Molecule: messenger RNA, 4758 nt
Organism: Onthophagus taurus
Lineage: Eukaryota; Metazoa; Arthropoda; Insecta; Coleoptera; Scarabaeidae
Gene: Ncoa6
Product: Nuclear receptor coactivator 6
Biological process (GO): positive regulation of transcription by RNA polymerase II
Cellular component (GO): nucleus; histone methyltransferase complex; transcription regulator complex
Source: RefSeq, a predicted model, not a curated record
UGCGCAUGUCCAACGCGCACCUCGAAUGGCGUCGAGUUGUUAUUGUUGAAAGAGUAUAAACUAUUUCCAAUAAGAUUAUGUUCGUUUUUAAUAUAUUUUCGACGAAAGUUAUAUGUAACGCAUAUCAGGGGACGUAGCGCGUAGGGGUCAGUAGUGAUUUAAAUGAAAAAAAACUGUGUGCUGUAAAGUUUUAAGUGUGUCACAUAGAAUGGGAGUGAAAAUAAUGUAACAGGACCUCCUGCGAUCAUGGAGUAUCCAACCAAGUACAAAUGACCCUAUGAUGGAAGCAAACAGCGACGGAUGCAGUCUCACAACAGUAGUAACUUGUGAGGGAGACCUAUCGGAUCCGUGCUUCCAGGGACGGUUCGAGAGCGUACUGGGCACGCUGCAGUGUUUAAUCGGGGAUCAGUUAAAAGUGCGCAAACUGGAACCGUGGAACUCCGUGCGUGUAACGCUGUCCAUCCCUCGAGAGGCAGCGUUGCGCCUGAGGCAACUCGCCAGCGAUGGCUCGCAGCAGCUUCGCGCGCUGGGCAUCCUCAGCGUCCAGGUGGAAGGUGAUCAGGUCAUCUCGCUACGGAUAGCCGGCCCGUCGGAAACGCAGGAGAUCAUCUUGCAAACCGUGCAAGAUGCGACUCCUGGACCCAGUUCAGUGCCUACGGAAACGGCAAAUCUGUCGCAACUCCUGCAGGGAAGUAGCCAGCAUCCACCGGAGCCGGCUCCAGCCCCUAGUGAAAAAGUGCAAUUCCCUUCGCCAAACGUGGUGUGUCCGGCGGAUUCGAUCGUACCAAAAGUUCCACAAACGUCGGUCGCGCCCAGUUUGGCGCCAUCGACCAACAAGCCCUAUGCGGCCCCUUUCCCUUUCACCACGAUGAACCAGGCUAUAGGCACAAGUACAAAUCAAUAUCCGCAAAAUCCACCGCCUCCUUAUCCUGGUAGUAAACAUCAAUCGGUGAAUAUGACGAGUCCGUUACUCGUAAAUCUUCUUCAAAACGAAGGAGUACAAUCGCCCAAACAACCGCCUGCUCCCCCUGAUUUGGACGUGAAUAUGGUUAACGGGUUGGGGGCUGGACCACCUCCUUACGUUCAAAACAAACCGCCUCCACCAUUUGUACAGAAGACGAUACAACCGCAGCAAAGGAUAGUCAAACAACCUCAACUCCAAAAACCCGUGAAUACAAUUUUUCGGCAAAACUCCACCAUGAAACCAAUUCUACCAUUAGCGUCACCUACCAACACCGCCCUCACCACUCCUAACAUUCAUCCUUCGACCUUACCCAUAACAUUAGGUAACAGUAACAUACCUAAUUCACCAUCAACGCCCAAAACGACGGACACCAUUGUUAAUUUACAACAACCACAGCAAUCAAUUGCUGUACCAAAACCCACCGUAACGAAUAAUAAUGCUAAUAGAGCCGUGCCUUACCGUUCAUAUCCACCUUAUAACAACUCUUGGGAACAACCAGCGUCGAUGCCUCAGGUCCAAGAGCUAACGCCCACCUUGCCUGAUCUGAAAACCGAGUUGGAUUUAGACAAUCUUCUUCCAACGUUGGUGGGGAGCCCGCCAGACAUUCCUGAGGAAGUUACCGACGCGCCCUCGAGACCCAAGUACCUUAUUAACCCUUUAACGGGGGAAUUAGAACCGCAAUCGAGUAGCGAUAGUGAAGACGAUGUCCCGAGCGACGUUUUCACCGAUUUACCAUCGCCAACGAUCAUGUCCGAUGAAGAUACCAAUUCAACUCACCGGCCGGACACGACGGAUCAGAGCGAUAGUGAAUCGAGGUCGUGUCACAGCGACGGCGGAAAGUACAAACAGCACAAGAAGGUUCGCGAAAAGGGAAGAGAUUCUCCGAGCAUCAAACAGGAGAAAAUUAAGCUGAGAUUGAAACUGGGAAAGUCAGAACCCGUGAGUCCCGCUUAUAAGGUAGAUGUGAGCUUUAUUAACACUCAACAGCCGAAAAAGGCGGUACCGGAGGAACCCAGGGUUCCGCCGUUACAUAUAUCGUUAAGGGGAAGAAACCACGCCGUGAUUAACAAUCGGAAGCGGGUGAAAUUGAAUCCCGAUGGGACGCCAAUGAAACCAAAGGUGAAAAAGGUGCAAAAGGACGAAUUGUUGGUGACGGGCGGUAGUGCGGGUGACGUUGACGUGACCACAAUAAACAAUGCCGUUGAACAAUUGAAAAGUGACAUCGGUGAAGUGAAAAAGGCGAAAAAGCCGCGCGACCUCAGUGUGUUCAAUUUCAAGGAGAAACUAAAGGAACGAAGAGGCAGUGAUUCGGAACUCGCACGAACCGCGAAGAAACAUGGCGAAAGUAAUGGUGUCUUGAUUGACAAGAAACGGAGGCUAAGUCAAACUGAAGAAUCUCAAACGUUAGUGCUGGGAUCGACCAAUACGGGCACAGUGUCCUCUCUUUCCUCUAGCCAUAAACCAAGGAAAGAUAAAGUGAAGGUUAAAGAUGCCUUAAAAUUGAAAGAUUUGAAUAGGUGUAAGAUUUACAAUAAGAAUACAAUGGAAAAAUUGACAAACCAAGUGCCGUUGCCUACAACUGGCGACAUAGACAUGGAGGCUAAAUUUAAGCAGCGCCUUUUAGAAGAACCGACACGAUUGCCCUCUAAACCUGUAACACCCAACAAUAAUCUGGGAACAAGUGAAAAUAACGGUACGAUAGAAAGUUUAAAUGUGGAAGAUCUCAUUCACACGUUAACAGAUCCUGUUCAAGUUAAAGAUAAGCCACCCGAACCCGAUAAGUGUAAUACGCCAGAUAGAAAAGCGGAUAUUACUGAAAAGCAACCAAGUCGAUCGCCGAAUUCAGGAGGGCAAGGGGAGGAUAGCGGAAUAGAAAGUAUGGAUGCUCUUAGUGAAAAAUCACCGAAUCAGGCGAGUCAAAGUCCUCACGCCGAUAUCCAAGAUAACCUAAAGCCGAAAACUCAAGUGCCUCACAUAUUGGAUAUCGAGGCACAACUUGCAAAAAUGGAAGGCUUCACUGGUGACGAACUUCCCGAGACAAAUCACAAUAAUGAAAUGAAAGAGCAAUGCUGCGGUUUAAACAAGGAACCGGAGGAACCACCUUUGAAGAAGGAACAAAAAAAGGAAGAAGAUUUAGACCCUUUACCGGUCAGAGUAACACCUCCGCUUUAUACAUAUUCCAAUCCUGACAAAAGUCGGGCAGAUAGUCCCACUUCGGACGUAGAAACAAACCAUUGUGGAACCGUUAAAAACAAAAGCCUCCUGGAACAGUUACUAAUAGAUAUUCCAGAAAAUAUUCAACCUAGUUCAACAAGUCCUGCGGCUAGAUCCGUACGGACACGAGCAUCCUCUAAAAUGAACAGUCCCGAACUCAGCUCCCCGGUCCUAACAAACAAGCAAAACACCAGAGCGCCUCCGACAACCAAACGGAAACGACAAGAAUCCGACAGUUCUAAUAACAGCAUCGAGGAAUCGCGGACCAAAAAACAACGGAAAUGUUCUGAAAACACCAAUGAACUUAUCAAAGCUUGUAUCGGCAUCGAUCCGCCCACAAAAACCACUGUCAACAACAGUAUCUCCAAGAAGAAAUCGGAAGAAAGUUCGGACAGCGACGAACCGCUCAUAGAAUACGCGGGGAAAAUGCGGAAAAACCAAGCGAACGUUAGUUCGACUAACACGGCGGGAGGCAAUACCGGAAGUGGCGUGCAGAGGAAGAUGAAACCGCUAGCAAAUAGUGUGGGCGGGGCGGUUGUGGGUAACGCGAUACAGAACAAUAAAACGGUGCCAGUAAAUACUAGACGGUCCAUUCGUGCUCAACCGGCGCUUAACACACGCAGCAAAGGUGAUAAAAGCCAACCAGACGCGGAGAUGUUAAGAAGGAAAACAAGAAGUGCUGUAUCAGAAGGUGAAGGUAAACGAAGAAAAGACGUUAAGUGACAGUGCCCAGAGGGCUGCAGCAGUUGUAGUCUAUGUCCCGGGGCGGAAGAGACGUCGCCAACGGUGUCAGGGGGCACGACUGAUCUGCUGCAGUCCCUAUACGUAACGAGUACCGAAGUGCAGCCUUGAAUACUCCGGCGGAAAAAACAGUAUACAGUAGUACAAAACCUUCCGCUGACAUUGUAUAGAAUGUGAUAUACCCUGUACAUAGUUAGGUAAUUGUACAUAGUUGUGUUGCGUCCCCAGACGCCGAAUGUGAGCGAGAGAAAACGAGAGAAAUAAAUAAACACAGAAAAAAAUAAUCUAAUAAUUAACAAAAAAAAUUAUGAUUACGAAUCAUAUACAUACGAGCAGAAAAAUUUAAAUAAGGAAGACGAUUUUUUGUAUACAGACGAAGAGGGUAUGUGUAUGUGUAUAUAUAAAUUUAGUGAGCGCGCGCCAACACCGCCCUAUACAAAAUAAAAAAUAAAUAAAAUGCAAAAAUUCUUAUACGAAAUAUGGAUCCUUAUGUAUACACAUUGACAUAAACAUUAAAGAGAAAAAAAAACGAGGAAAACAAAAAUAAAAUAUACUUUUACUAUUUGCAUUUUCCGUGGAUGAACAUUUAAUAAUUAUUUUAUUUCUAUGUAUAUUUUUUAUAAUUAUCGUGAAGUUGUUGACAUAUUGUUUAUGUUGUAGCUUAGUUUUCUUUUUUUGUUUUAUUUAAAAAAAAUGAUAAAGCCUUAUAGGAAUCUUUCUUGUUUCUUUGCGUAAAAUGACUUGUAAUGUUCUUAAUUGUAGAAUUGUGGAAAGGUUGAUGAAAUAUAAACUAUAUAUUGUUAAAUAGAAAUAUCUUAAUAUAUUAUGGUUUUCUUCUA